Tachysurus vachellii is the source of this 5868-nucleotide messenger RNA. RefSeq names its product leucine-rich repeat transmembrane protein FLRT2. Bases 952 to 2943 code for a protein of 663 amino acids. The transcript has 2 exons. Lineage: Eukaryota; Metazoa; Chordata; Actinopteri; Siluriformes; Bagridae. The record is from RefSeq and is a predicted model, not a curated record. Gene Ontology annotation, molecular function: protein binding.
ACACUCACAUGCGCGCGCGCAGGAACAUUUCGGCACUAUGCUGCCGCUGCAAACGCCGAGCUUUAGACCAAAGGAGUUCCACCAUCCCGGAGAGCGACAUCAGCCUUACUGAUGACUUUUUUUGUUGUUGUUGUUCCAUCCAGACCGUGGAUAAAACUAAACGAUGCACGGUUUCCGAAGCCGAGCAAUCUCAGGAGCGCGCGCACUGCGCUCUGCACGCGCCAAGACUAAAGACUUAACACCAGAUCUAAAUAAAUCCACUUCUGGAUUUUAUUCCCAGAGUUCCACAACGAGAUCCUAGAACUCCCGACACGACAUGCGCACGGAAUUCUUCAUCCUAACCUCAUCUUAAAACAUUGCACUGGAUGAAAAACCCGCUCUGUUUAUUUGUGCGUAUGUGCGCGCGUGGCUAUAGAUCUAUGUAUGCAUGUGCGCGAGCGUGUGUGUUUAUUUCAUUCACGGGAUCCAUAUUUGCAGAGAAAACACCCUGGAGCUGUAGGACAGGUUUAAAACCCAACAUUCGUGCAGGGAAAUGGACCCAAAUGCCCCAUGCGAGCGAAGCUGUGUCAUUCAGAGAGUGGCCGGCUGUGACCAGAAAGGAGCUUGUCACUGAUAAAACUGCCAAACGUGCUGUUUUGGUCCACAUACUUAAAUCGGCCUUCUCUGGCCUCCGACUGAAAAUGUGAUGAGUUUGGCUAUCACUCUCAACCCAAGCAUGGAUGGAGGCAAGCAAGGGCGGCACACAGGCUAAUGAGACCAUUGGUCUUGUGUUGGGAGGGCUUAGGAGAGCCAAUUACAGGAGGAUUACCCACUUUUCUCCAGCAUAGCUCUGCCGUGGCAAGCUUCAAGAGCCGUUAAAAACUUGGUGGAAUUUACUUUAUUUACUUUUUUUUUUAAUUGCUUUACACUUGCUGUUCCUCUGAGCUGUUUGUGUUUUCUCCCCUACCAAAAAUGGAGAUACAGAUACGUAUACGGAAUAAGGAUGUGAUGAUCUUUAUAAGACCAUGGAUACCGAUCCUACUAGGCCUUCACAUGCAGUUUUCCUGGGCUACGACGUGCCCAGAUGAGUGCCGCUGUGACAGGACCUUUGUGUACUGCAAUGAAAGGAGCCUAACAUCAGUGCCUCUGGGGAUAGGUGAGGGUUACAAAACCCUCUACCUCCACAACAACCAAAUCAACAAUGCUGGAUUUCCAGCAGAGCUGCACAGUGUUGCCUCUGUAGAGACGGUGUAUCUCUACGGCAACCAGUUGGACGAGUUCCCAGUCAACCUGCCUAAAAACACGCGGGUGCUCCAUCUGCAGGAGAACAACAUUCAGACAGUUUCACGUGCAGCACUGGCCCAGCUCCUACGCCUUGAAGAGCUCUACCUGGAUGACAACUCUAUCUCCACAGUGGGUGUGGAGGAAGGGGCUUUCAGGGAAGCCAUCAGUCUCAAAAUUCUCUUUCUAACCAAGAACCAUCUCAGCAGUGUGCCCAUCGGUCUCCCUGAAGAGCUCAAGGAGCUGCGUUUGGAUGAAAACCGGAUAGCUCUCAUCAGUGAUGAUGCCUUUGAGAAUGUGACAGGGCUUGAGCUCCUCCUUCUGGAUGGAAACCUUAUGACAGAUGAAGGUCUGGCCCCAGGAGCAUUUCAGGGUUUAGGCAACCUUAAAACCCUGUCUAUGGCACGCAAUUCCUUGACGGUCCCUCCCCCUAACCUGCCCACCCAGUGUUUGGUCAAGCUCAACUUGCAGGAUAAUCUGAUGAAUGAGAUCCCUUUGACGGCCUUUCAUGGCCUGCAUCGCCUCGAGAGACUGGAUAUCUCCAACAACCAGCUGCAGUCUCUCACACAGGGGGUCUUUGAUGGUCUCCUUAGCCUGAGACAGCUCACUGUUCGAAACAAUCUUUGGCUCUGUGACUGCAACAUAAAAUGGGUCAUAUUGUGGUUAAAGUCCUUGCCAGCCACGCUCAAUGUCCGCGGCUUCAUGUGCCAGAAGCCUGAGAGUGUGCGUGGUAUGGUAAUCAGAGAGCUAAACUUGGAGAUAAUCCAGUGUCCCAGCAGUACAGCCAUAGUUCCACGAUCAACACAACAGCCCACACACCCCUCCUUGCCUACUGCUGAGUCAGCCACUGAAACAGGCUUCUCAACCCCAAACUAUGUCCAUACUCCUAGCUCUGCACCCAUGUCACCUGCGCUGCCAACCAAGCAUGAAGAUAAAGAACUGAGGACAGAGAUCCCUGAGGAUCCUGUGCAGGAAUCACUCCGUGUUUCCUUCAUCGUCUUAAAUAGCACAUGCGUCCAGGUGAACUGGAUAUCUACCUUCACUGUCACAGCAUACAAGGUGACCUGGGUCAAGAUGGGUUACAGUUUAAUCGGGGACCCUAUGCAGGAGACUAUGGUUGAAGGGGAGCAACAGAGAAUACACCUGACCAACCUGGAUCCCAAAUCCGUCUACCGAAUUUGCGUGGAUCCUCUGGAUGCUUUCAACAAUUAUCACACAGGAGAAGACACGAUUUGCUCAGAGGUGAUGACCAAGCCGGCCUCCUACGACUUGGACGAGAAGGCAGAGCAGGCGAGCCAACAGGACAUCAGCUCAUCUCUGCUGCUGGCUGGCCUGAUCGGAGGGGCCGUGCUUGUCGUCCUGGUGCUGCUGCUUAGCAUAUUCUGCUGGCACAUGCACAAGAAGGGACGGUCGUCCUCAUCCAAAUGGAAAUACAACCGAGGGAGGAGGAAAGACGAUUACUGUGAGGCAGGCACAAAAAAGGAUAACUCCAUCCUGGAGAUGACCGAGACUAGCUUUCAGAUAGUUUCUUUGAACAACCAACAGCUCCUUAAAGGGGACUACCGAAUUCAGCCCAUUUACACUACUAAUGGAGGCCAUGACUACAGAGACUGCCAAGUGGCCAACAACAGUACAAGCUACAGCAAGAAUAGCGUUCCAGUUUCUAACCCUUGCCAUACAUGAUGGUUUUCGAAAGGUAUUAAUCCUUUGUAUUAAAAAUUUCGACUUAAAUACGCUGUACAGUAUAUAUUUCAAAGAUGAACUGUAAAUGCUGUAAUUUAUACUCUUAUCAGUGAUAUCGCCUUCUUUUGUAUUCCGAGUAAAAUGCAAAAACAAUUUAUGAUGUACUAGUUUCUCCUGUUGUAUUACUACUGCGCUUGUAGGAAUCCAUCUGAGUAUCAUAAACUGGAGUAUGUAUGCAGAUAAUUGUUUACAUUGUUGUGCACAAAAAUCACAGAAAGUGCCCAGAAAUAUAUAGAUGAUUAUCUAGAUUUGGGGGGGAAAAUGAUGGUUAGUAAGGUCCUGAUUGUGAGUGAGUAUGCGUGAGAAACUGAUUCACGUUAUUUAUGCUUGUCUGACUUCUUUGUUCUUUAGUUGUACCACAAAAUGGCAUUUUUGUUUGUUUGGUUGUUUCUUUCUUUCUUUCUUUUCCUUACAUUAAUCAGCACCUUUUUCAAGCAUUGUUCAUUAAUCUGACUUCCAGAUUCAGCUGUUCAGGUUAAGUGAUCUGCAAAAACAGAGAAAAUUCUACCUGCAAAAAAAAAAUUGUACCUGCCUGAUUUGUUAAGCGAAGCAAGAAAAAAAACGAGGCUGGUGAUAAAAGAUGUACUUACUGUGUGUACAUUUAAUGGAUGGAAAAACAAAAUGAAAUGUAUUCCACUGUGAAAACCACAACUGCAAAGUUUGAAUUAGCACAGUCUGACAUUUUAACUGUACAGCUCUCUGUAAGGAAGACUGAUGAUAAUUGUCCAUUAUCAUUCUGCUUCCGGAGGCAACUUUCUUCACAAACGGCUUUGUGUAUUUAUUAUUUUUUUUGACUAAAUUGGCCAGGUAAUAGUGUCGUAAAGCAUUAGACUGGAAUACAUCAGAUCAGGAAGACUCAUUGCUCGGCUGGUUUUGAAAGCUUCUUAUUUUUUUAAUUGCUAAUUGUCUUGCUCUGCAAACAACUCUGUGAAACAUAAAUAUCCAAAAUAUGACCAGGUAUUGUUUCUUUGCAUAUAACCAUGCAUUAUUUCCAAGAAUAUCAAUAAACGUUGUCACAAUGUUGACUAGAGGAAGUAUUUUAAGCGUUCUAAGGAACUGCUUUGUUUUGUGCGUCCUCUUGACUGUUAUGAUAAACCAGCUCAUAACGCUGUCACGCCAUGUCAUGAAUGUCAGAUUAAUGUCUAUAGAUUAGGUUUUACGAUGCCAUUUUAUCACGGUUUUGGUCAUUUCGACGAAUCAAUCAAGACGAUUCUAUUAUGUACAACAGAUCGCCAUGUUGGUUGGAUAAUUGUUUUUUUUUAUUUAUUUAUUUCAAGGCAGACUUUCAUUGUAUCAUCAGUGUAAUUAUGUACGUUUAGGCUAUUCCUUCUCAUACAGUACAACAAAUGAAUAAAAAAACAAAACAAAAAAAUACAAUCAGAAGUAGUUGCCAGAAAUGUUAUGCCAGACAGCACUGGGUUGUUGUUGUUGUUGUUGCACUCGUUUGAAGAAUUGCAUUAUUAGUUUGGCUCCACAAAGUAUGAGCCGUGUCAUUUCACAGCUAAUAACUUGCACACAAUAAAUAACGCAAUAAACCCACCAGCAUCCCGCCAAUUCACCCCCCUCCUUCUCGGCGCGACCUUUUCGCUCGAAUCUCUCAGGGUCUGUGAGGAGACAGUAAUUAGCUAUUAAAUCUGCACAUCUGGGCCCUCCAGCUGUGUGGUCAUCUCAGAAUGAGCUGCUGGAUCUCAAUUCCGCAGCUCUCUCCAGAGUGCCCCAGAGACCAGAGGGAUGCUCAAGUGCAGCUCGGUUAUAUUAGUUCAGUCACCGGGUUCAGAACAACAGCCGCUUGUAAUCGCAAACAAAACCCUGCAGAACAGCGGGCAGCGGCAGCUCCAUUUAUUCCAAUCAAUUAAUACUGGAAUUUCAAUUUGGUUGCAGAUUUUCAAACCAGACCGCUAUUCCCUAAAGUCGGGGGUUAAUGGGAUUCGCUGCGUCUCUGUUUUUCUCAUCGAGAUGUGUUUCAGGAAGUGAAAUUAAUAAUCAAUCAAAAGAAAUAGUUACUAACACUUUCUCUGGAGCUUAUGACGAUCAUACACCAUUAUACUUGGGCUAAUAAUUUCUUUUUUUUUCCCCUCUAAUAAGAAAUUCCCUGCUCAUUAAUAUUCAUAACACGUGUCACUAUUUUAUACUUCCUAUAUAAAGUGAUGUUACAUUGUAUGGUACAACCUUUAUAAUGAAUAACAACCUGUUCAGAAUGAUAAAGCAACUAAAAUAUUUAUUAAUCAUUAUGAAAUGAUUAGAAAUUUGUAAAACAUCAUCGUCCAAAAUGUUUAUAUUAUGUUAUUAUGCAUUUAUAAAGCAUUAUGAAUGCGUUAUAACAAGACAAGAACACAUUCCUUUUAUGUAUCCAUAAUGUAUUAUUAAUGCAUUAUAGAAUGAGACGAACAUUCAUUGACUGAGUCGCCAAUUUCUUUGAAGGUCAUGUUUUUUAUAAACUGUGAACAUGACAUUAGAAUCCGUUCAUAAGCCGUCGUGAAUGUUUUGAUUAUUUGCACUACAUUGUUAUUAUUUGUUAUGAAUUGCAGAAAAUGAUUAUGAUCACUUUACAUUAUACGUAGUGUUUUGAACUCGUUUUAACACUAAUACCAAAGAAAACAUAACAUACAACAAAUGUCAUAAAUAAAAUAUACACUGAAUAAGUUCAUGUCAUAUUAUAAUGCCUUCAUAAGGUAUUAUACACAUGGUUAUAAUGUGUACUCAAUUUUAAAUAUGCAUUAAACAUUAUACCUAUUUACAAUUGGCUAAGGUUAAUCUGAUAUAUUGUAAGUAGUGUUUAUAAAGCAUUAUAUUGACAAAUUCCACUUUACAUAAUGCAUUAUAACAUGAUAUAAUGGUAAUAUAAUGUGUUCUAAGCAUUACUUA